Molecule: messenger RNA, 3958 nt
Organism: Castor canadensis (American beaver)
Lineage: Eukaryota; Metazoa; Chordata; Mammalia; Rodentia; Castoridae
Source: RefSeq, a predicted model, not a curated record
AUUGAGUCGGUUUCUCUGCCAUUGGAAAACCAUGGUGCCCCUGUUGGUCAUAUUUCAGAGUCACUAUCUACCAAAUCAUGUGGCACACUGAGACCUGUCAAUGGAGUUGUUAGCACUCUUCAGCCUGUAUUGUCAGACCAUGUUCCAUGUGACAGCUCUGAUGCUGAGGAACAAUUACAUAAAAAGCAACGACUGAAUCUAGUUUCUUCAUCAUCUGAUGGUACCUGUGUAGCAGCCCGAACACGUCCUGUAUUGAGCUGCAAGAAACGAAGGCUUGUUCGACCGAACAGCAUCGUUCCUCUUUCCAAGAAGGUUCACCGGAAUAACACAGUCCGCUCUGGCUGUGAUGUGAAUCCUUCAUGUGCACUGUGUGGUUCAGGCGGUGUCAAUAACAUGUCUCCUGAAGUCCACUAUGAAGCCCCUCUGUUGGAGCGUCUUUCCCAGUUGGACUCUUGUGUUCAUCCUGUGCUAGCAUUUCCAGAUGAUGUUCCCACAGGCCUGCACUUCCAGAGCAUGCUGAAAUCUCAAUGGCAAAACAAGCCUUUUGACAAGAUUAGACCUCCUAAAAAGUUUGCGCUUAAGCACAGAGCACCCAUGCCAGGCAGUCUACCAGAGCCAGCCCGUAAAGACAGGCACAAGUUGGUCAACGCCUUCCUCACAACAGCCAAGCUGUCCCAUCACCAAACCAGACUUGACAGGACCCACAGGCAGCACUUAGACGAUGUGGGGGCUGUGCCUAUGGUGGAGCGAGUGACAGCGCCAAAAGCAGAGCGCUUGCUCAACCCACCACCACCCGUGCAUGACCCAAACCACAGCAAAAUGAGAUUGCGAGACCAUUCAUCUGAAAGAAGUGAAGUGUUGAAGCAUCACACAGAUACAAGCAGUUCAAGCUACUUGGCAACCACCCACCAUCCACCACACAGUCCCUUGGUGCGACAGCUUUCCACCUCAUCAGACACCUCUGCACCCACCAACUCUAGCUCACAGGUUACAGCCAGCACAUCUCAGCCAGUAAGGAGGAGAAGGGGAGAGAGCUCGUUUGAUAUUAAUAACAUUGUCAUCCCAAUGUCUGUUGCUGCAACAACCCGUGUAGAGAAACUACAGUACAAGGAAAUCCUUACUCCCAGCUGGCGGGAGGUUGAUCUUCAGUCUCUGAAGGGGAGUCCUGAUGAAGAAAAUGAGGAGGUCGAGGACCUAUCUGAUGCAGCCUUUGCUGCCCUACACGCCAAAUGUGAGGAGAUGGAGAGGGCACGGUGGCUGUGGACCACGAGUGUGCCACCCCAGCGGCGGGGCAGCAGGUCUUACAGGUCUUCAGAUGGCCGGACCACCCCCCAGCUGGGCAGUGCCAACCCCUCUACUCCACAGCCUGCCUCCCCUGAUGUCAGUAGUAGCCACUCUCUGUUAGAAUUCUCCCAUGGUCAGUCCCCUAGAAGUCCUAUUAGCCCAGAACUGCACUCAGCACCCCUCACCCCUGUGGCUCGGGACACUCUGCGACACUUAGCCAGUGAAGAUACCCGUUGUUCCACGCCAGAGCUGGGGCUGGAUGAACAGUCCGUCCAGCCAUGGGAGCGGCGGACCUUCCCCCUGGCAUACAGUCCCCAGGCAGAAUGUGAGGAUCAGCUGGAUGCACAGGAAAGGGCAGCCCGCUGCACUCGGCGCACCUCAGGCAGCAAGACUGGCCGGGAGAUGGAGGUGGCACCCACCUCACCUUCCAUUGUUCCCCUCAAGAGUCGGCAUUUGACGGCAACAGUCACAGCUCAGCGCCCAACUCACAGAUGAGUGGGAGAUGAGAAUCUAAACAGACUCACUUCUAUUGGCAUUAAAGCUUCAGAAAUCUCUGCGUUUGAUAUUCAAACAUCAUAUGCCAGAAAUUUUCACAGUUUUUAGUGAAUUUAAGGAAUUUAGACCCUCCUUUGGUUUUUUCUCUUUUUCUUCGUUUUGGUUUUUGUUUUGUUUUUGCUUUCAUGUUUUCUUGUCACACACCUGAGCACUUCCUCCAGUUGGCAGACAGAAGUUCAAGAUAAGACCCUGCUGGUCUGAUCCUAGCACAUCCUCUGCACUGUUUAAUCACUGGACUUCCCAAUAUUAAGACGAUCACCCUCUCCCUUACACCUGUAGGCAGGGUGGAUCAGCCAAAUGGGCAGGGGGGUGGAAAGCUCCAGUUUAGCAUGGUCUUUCUACAUUAGGGUAGGAUAGAGCAAGGUCCUCUGUGCUGGAGCACCCCACUAGAGCCUCUUCACCAUCCAUAACUGCCAGCUGCUCUCACUGAGCUCUCAGCUGGCAAAAUGGCUUCCUUUGUCAUCCAGAUCUUGAAGACCUAUUUUCAGUUUCAUCUGCAUUUGGUGAUCUGUGUCUUGGCUCCUUACAGCAGUAACCCACUGCAGCUGCUCAGGUUCCCCCGUCCUGCCCCUCCUACCCUUCCCUGUCUGCCACCCAUGCCAUGCACACAUCAGACCUUGCACUCAGAACAUAGUUAGCACCCAGCCUGGUCUAUAAAGAUAGGGUUAGGACUGCUUAACCUCUAUCACCACUUCCCUGCAAAUUAGGGGUUUGGGGAAAGUGAGCACCAUCUCCCCAGGAUCAUUUUGUUUUCACUGACUGGUUCACUUUGCCAUGUUUUCUUCACCUCCCAUUCCCUGCCAGUGUCAGUUACUCUUCCUCUCUUUCCUGCUCUCCUUGCCUGUGGAACAGUGUCUGGUCCUAGCUGUGGUUUCCAUCACUCCCCAUUACCCUCCUGUGUUAACCUUGUGCCUGUCUCAUGUAUAGUCACAUCACCAAAAAGGGGGAGGGGGGGAAAGGACUUUUUUUUUUCCUGCCAUUUUAUAAUCGUAUAAAAAAUAGUAGACAAACUGCUUAAUGGUUGGGGUUUUUUCACAAUUUUCAACAUUAGUGAUUUUUUUGGGGGGGGGGUUCUGUUUGCAAGUUGAAAGGUUUGUCAUUGUUUCUUUAAACAACAAUAAUGCACCAUAUCCCUAUGCAUAAAGUGCUUCUUCUAUUUAUAAGGUUGAAAAUUCUGAAUAACCCUUUUAGCAUUGUAAAAAAAAAAAAAUUAAAAAAAAACUUGUAUUUUGUAAAUAUUUUCUUUUCCUGCUUUGAGCUGUGUAAUGGCAGCGAAACACGUAGCUGUCUUUGGUCUAUAGAAAUGCUUUUCUUCAGAGAAGCUGAUCUUUGUUAAUGUCUUGAUUCUGUUCGCAAAGCACAGACUAGUGCUUAAAAAAAAAGGAAGGAAAAAUGAAAAAAAUAAUAAAAAAAAAGAGUUACAGAACUUGUGUGUCAGGCCUUUCUUGACAUGCUAUACUUGGGUGUUUGUGGAAGUGAUGGCAGCUUCAGAGCCAGCGUGGGUUCUGUGACUUGCUCUGCACCCUGGGAGUUCUUCACUUUGUCCUUGAGGAGCAUGGUAAGGUCAUGUGGUAGUUGCAACAAGAAAGGAGGUGGUAGUUUUCACUAAGGUGAGGGGUGCCAGAAGAAGAAGGGCUACACAGAUCAUCUGCUGUUUCUUCUUGUUGAUUUGAAAAUGAGUCAUUGCCUCUCUUUGUUCCUGUCUCUAGUGAGGCUAGCAAUGCAACAUUUUGUACCUAUUCUAAAUCUUUCAUGGAGAUUUUUUACUUUUUACUUUUCACUAUUGAACUUUUCUGGAAUUGGGGUUAAUAAGAAUUAUAUAAUUUGCAUAGCACUUGGGUUCUUCCCAGCCACCUGAGAGAUCAGUGUCUUCUGAAGAGGCUAACAGGCCCGAUUUCCAACAGAUGAACAAUUAGGUGGAGCUGGGGAGGCUGCCAUGAUGGCAGUUUGAGAGCAUUUCUCUUUGACCUGCUGUUGCAGUUAAGAUCUCAACUGAGCUGACAGGCUCAAAUGGUAGAGCACCUGCCUAGCCUCUGUGAGGCCCUCAGUUCAAACCUCAGUAACUGCCUCUCCUCGCAAAAAAAACUGUGAAAAUCUGAGUCAGGAUUGUGACCUUGAC